AUUUUCAACUUAUAUUCCAUGUAAAUUGGCGUUCUCUUCCGUUUUUCUGAUGUCCACAAUGCCACGGAAAAUAAAACAGCAACCCUAUCGUGUGCGUAAAGAAAAGGACAAAGUAAGGACAGCCAAAAACAGAAGAAAACGCAAUGAAAUUCUAGCUCUGGAUCAGCCAGUUCAUGAACAAAUAAGAGCAAAAUCUGAAAAAGAGGAACUGGCUGGAUCAACAUAUGACAAUAAUCAGCAUGUGGAAUCAACACCAAAUUACAACCAACAUACAGGAUCAACAUCUGAUCAAUAUAAGUCUUCAGGUUGUUACAAUGCUGACAUGAAUUUAAUGAAGGAGGAUUAUGAUCAUAUGGGACCAGGACUUAUAGGUUUUGAAAUUGCUUCAAAGCUAAACAGCACACCAAAAGCAUACCAGACUGUAAGCACUAGCCACGAAAAAAAGCGAACUCGGGGGAGACCUUCAAAGUACCAUAUAGAAUGGGAAAAAGAUAACGGAACACCAAAGGAACCUAAUCCAAAUGUUGUACAAUGUUGUUUGUGCUUUAGGAACCUGUUGUUUGGCUGUAAUGGGCAAAAAGUCUUUAAACGACACAAGCACUUUGAAAAAGAUAAUGUUAUCUGCUCAUCAUGCGAAAAAACUUCUGAUGUGGAUUCGUUAGCUCAGAAAACGAAACCUUCACAGAACACAUAUGAGAAAUUAGAGCAAUUGAAUGAGUCAAUGCCAGGAUCAAUUAAACCUGUAACAAAGGUUGUGUAUAUAGUACGGCCACCCAGUGAACAUGACAAACUCAUUGUUAAAAAGCCAAGAGUUUAUAAGAAAAGGCGUACACCAUCAAAGCUACCAAAUAAUGACAACUUUGAGCCAACUUCCUUUGAUUUUACAGGUGUAGGAGGUUUAGGAGGAGAGGCUUCUAGCUCCUAUAGAAAUACAUAUAACAGUAAUCAUUCAUCACCAACCACAAUGCAUAUAGGCCAGUCACAAUACAAGUUAAGAUUUGACACCCAUUCAAAUUACAAUGAAGAUGACGAUGAUUCUAAUGAGGAGGAGGAAGAUGAACAUGAUGAUUGUGAUGAACGAGUAGAAAACCACUCAAGUGGAAAGAUGUAUGUCAAGAUUGGAAAACGAGUCAAAUCAGGGAAAAGUUGUUUAAUUUCACAAUCUUCAGCAGCUUUAAGGAAACACCAAGAUAUGGCAUGCGACAUCAGUGAUCAAGAGUUUGAUAACUACCCAGGAAAUGAAAUAAAGAGUGAACCAGUUGACCCAGAAUUUGAUCUUCUGCACUCAAAUUCACAGCAUCAGACAAAUCCUGAGACUGAUGUCAAAAUAGAAAGUGUUGACUCAGAAUAUGAACGUUUUAGUCAUCAGGCUUAUGUCAAUCAUGGUUCACUGGCAGAGCAGUCUGCACAGAGUCAGUUUGUGAAUGAGGACAAUGCCGGAAUGACUGGCAAUAUUGACCAUGCGUUUGAAGUUUCUGAAAAAGAUCCUUGUUCAAGAGAACAUUCACAUCAAACAGAUAUUAAUCGUGAGUCAGUAAAAGAACAGCCUUCACAGUCCCAAAAUCUUGCUUACAUUUAUCUUUCUAAAGAAGAAGAUACUCCAGUACCUAAACCUGUUCCAGAAGUUAAAAAUUAUGAUUCUCCUGAUCAUUGUGUAGCUGUAAUUCCAGUUUUGGACACCGAAGUUUACGUCAAGAAAGAAAUAGAUUCUGAUUAAGAUUUAUCGUGCGUUUUACGUUGACAUGGAAACAAAUGACAAUAUCACAAUUACAAAUUUUACAUGUAAAUGACUUCAUACUUGUUUUGAUACAAGCCUUAAAAAUCACCAAUAACUCAGAAAAAUUUGAUUUAUGAUAACUUGAAAUCAAAGUAAAUCUCAGAUGUCUAGAAUGUAACAUGAUUCAGAAAGUUUGGAAGGCUGUAGAAUAAAAAAAAUUGUUUGUCCAGAAAGUCUGACAUUUAUACUUAACCAGGAAUUUCAAGUUAACAGAUCUAACCUACUGCCAGUUUAAUUUGCGACAGAAAAAAAGGCCACCGACUGAAGAACUACAUGUACAAGUUCAUGGAUGUUGAUGCUUGUGUCCAUGAACUACAAACACACUAUGCAUACAUUGGUAGCAGCUCUUGAUCAGCAAUCUGUUAUAAUGAAAGCUUCAACACCCCUGAUGCAUUUUGUGGAUCUGUCAAGUAAAAUCUUGUCAUUCCCAGAGCUGGUUCUUGAAUUGGGACAUUGUCUUCAGAUGAAAUCCUAUGAUUGAAGUAGAAAGAUGUGAAACUACCUCCUGCAGACCUGGAAAAGUUAAUUAGGAAAGGAAUGUGAAAGUGUGAAAGCAUCUACUUAAAAUUCCGAUGUUUAUACUGAUUGCAUAAUAACAAAAUGUCAUUUUACAUUCAAAAUCUUAUUACCAGUAAAUACUUGCAUCAAAUUAAUUCAUCAGCAUAUUGGGCAUCAAUAUAAAAAGAUAUUCAACAAUGUAUAACGACCUGGAUUGACAUUUGAUAUUAAAUAUACUUGCCAUUGCCAUCAUGUAAUAGUAUAAUGACCUACAUUGAGUUAGAUUGAACUAACAGACAGCUAACUUUAAAUUAGUAACAAAAACAGUUGCUGAUCCAAUAUCCAAAGCAAUAUUUUUGGACCUCACAUUUUCCUUGUAUUUGGUCAUUUUGCUAAAUAAUUUCAACUAUUUUUACUUAUAUAUAUGUGUAACAUUGUGCCGGAUGAUAUGUUGUAUAUGGAAUUAAUGAUGUGUACAUGUACGUAGAUAUUUUUGAAGAAUUUCUAGGUGAGGGCCUAUUAUACAUAUGAUAGUGUGUAGACGUCGAGAGUAGGCACAACACGAAGCAGUUCCGGUCCAAUGCACGAUUUAUUCAUACUAAGAGUUGUUUACAUGUUUCGGAUCUAAGUGAUCCGUCAUCUGAUGACUCUUAGCAGGAAUAAAUCUCUCGAUGUCUAUUCUACUUAUUUAUAGUGGAUACCCUGUAUCCUUUUGGAUCCAUGACUGUUCCCGAAAGGAAUUUCCUGAUUUCACUGAUUGCGGGAUGUUGUGUCUUUACCCCCCAGUUGUUGAUAUGAUAGUGUGUGUAAAGUUCAUUGCCUGCCAAAAUUGGUCUGGAGUAUCAGAUAUUUCCAUAGAGCUAAAAGUUUAAAGUUUUUUUUUUUCAAUGACAGUUUGCAAUUCGACAGCAGUAAAUAGGAGCACCUUGUGUUUUCAACUUCUACCCAAAAUCCUCCAGUUCAAAAGUAAUGUUAAUUUCAACUUUUUAUCAUUUUGUACAAAUAUGGAUUUGUGGAUUAAUAUUACCCAGCAAAGUUGUGAAAAUAAAACCACCAGUUCACUUUACUAGGGCUUAACAUUUUCCUGUCUACCAGCAAAUUAUAUCAGUUUAAAAUGACCAUUGUUGACAGGGUGACUGAUCAAUAUAAACACACAUACUGUUAAAAACAUUUCAUCUGGCUGUCUCCAUACUAUUUUAAACAUAUCCUGUGUAUUACAUGUAUGUAUACUGUAAAAUGAUUAUUUUUUGUGGGGGAUUUAUUUUUGUUUAAUCUGUAGGUACUCUAAAUCCAUGAAAUCGUAUACAGAUAGAAGCUUGACAUGCAAUAUAGUACCAAUUGAUUUUGUGAGCAAAUUAAAGUCAAGUGUCAACAAAAAUGUAUAAUUUUGGAAAACCACAAAAUUUGAGCCUCAUGAAAAUUUAUGAUUUUGCAGUAUAUCUCUUAAACAAAGUUAUGGAGUUAAGAUAUGUAUUUUAAACUGUUUCUUACAAUCAUACUGCUGCAGGAUGGCAUUUAAUUGGCAAUUGUAGUUUCUUAACAUACAUGUAUGUUACUAGAAGUUAGUCUGUCUUGUGUUGAAGAAGUAUUUUUGAUCAUGUCAUUGUACACAUGAAAUCUUAACUUUGAAAGUACUAACCUACUUUCAUUUAACUCUUUGAUAAAUUGAUUAUUUUUACCAUUGUUGAUGAAUGAUUGUGUUGAAUUUUAACUUUAUUUAUUUAUUUGAAAUAUUUAUUACUUUGAAAAUAAUUAAAGAACUGAAGAACCGAGGAGACGGUGGCUUAUUCCUGUUAAUGCAUGGGAAUGACAUUUAUUGUACUAAUAUUUUUCUGAAUAAUUUUCUGAAAGUUAUUCUAAAACUUAGAGAAGGCUUCAAACUAUUUCAUGCCUCUGCCUCCAUUUUAUUAGAGAAGAGGGAAGAAAAAGCGGUCAACAGUCAAGGUUAAAGGGUUAAAGGUCAAAUUUCUGCAAAGUCCUCAAACACUGAUACUUAUAUGCAUGGGAUUGGGGGCACUCAUGUCUAUAAGACAUUUUCUAGUUUCAUUUUGUUAAGUUGAUUUACAGGAAAAUAGCUUUCUAUGACAUGUAUUUUGUAUGUGAUAGAAAACUACUUGUUAGCCUUAAAGAUUAAUUUUAAUCUUGCAUUGAGUCUUUAUUUCUGUAAAACACCAAGACAGAAGUAGCUGCUUUUUGUCAAGUAGUUCUUGAAUUCUUGUUAAUUUGGUUUUCAAAUCAUAUCCUUGCUACAGCAUUCUCCUGUCCAUGUAUGAAUGUUGAUCAAAUAUUGAAGUUCAAGUCCUAGGUGUACAUUGUACAUGUACCAAGGUAUCAUGAGAUUCGUAAUAAAUUCAAUUUACUGGUAAUGUCAUCACUA
Molecule: messenger RNA, 4652 nt
Organism: Ylistrum balloti
Lineage: Eukaryota; Metazoa; Mollusca; Bivalvia; Pectinida; Pectinidae
Exons: 3
Coding region: 50-1717 (555 amino acids)
Source: RefSeq, a predicted model, not a curated record